This is a messenger RNA of Scaptodrosophila lebanonensis, 3510 nucleotides long. RefSeq names its product protein MMS22-like. Bases 36 to 3413 code for a protein of 1125 amino acids. The transcript has 3 exons. Gene Ontology annotation, biological process: double-strand break repair via homologous recombination; replication fork processing. Gene Ontology annotation, cellular component: nuclear replication fork. The record is from RefSeq and is a predicted model, not a curated record. NCBI's taxonomy places the organism in Eukaryota, Metazoa, Arthropoda, Insecta, Diptera, Drosophilidae.
AGCUUUUUUGACAGACAAUACAAUACACAUGUAUUAUGGAUUAUGACCUGUUUCAAUCGGAUGACGAUGAAGAUAUUCUUAAUGCUUUCCUGGCUGCAACUCAAACAGAUAAGCAACAAGUAAACACUACUGUUUGCUUGCCAUCUGAACAACAAUCUGCACACAAUGAAUAUACAGCAGUUUUGCCGGAAUUCAAUUGCAGCGGCCGAGAAUCGCGCGUGCAAGAUUUUCGCAAUGAUAGCUUCAUUGGCCUUGGUUAUGGGUUGCAUGAGCUGCCCCCAUGCACCAAGCUGGACAAUCUGAUGUUUGGCUUUGAUCCAGGACAAUUACAAGUGCGCGCUGUAAUGAGUUUCCUCCUAAGCGAUGCAUGCAAAAACGUACAAAAGUUCUACUCGACUGUGGUAGAGCAGCAACAUUUAAGAUCGGCGCAGACCCAAAUCGACUGGUACAAAGCGCGUCAACAGGUCACACACUGCUAUCAUCUGCUGCUACACGAUGAAUUUAUGGAACUGCAUUGGCCAGUAUUGCGGGAACCUGUUACCUAUUUGCGAGAGCUGCUCAACAACAUUCUGGAUGCGGGCACGUGGCGUGUCUUGUAUUUCGCCGAGCACAGUAAGGGCAACGAAUGCCAAGCGCCCGCCUAUCAUUUCUACCACGGUGCGUUAGAAUGGCGUAUGCUGGAUUUGUACCUGAUCCUGAAGUACGAGGUACAUGGGCAGGAACUACAGGAGGCACAACAGAUUUUUUAUGACCAACUGGAGCGCACUCUGGAUGAGCUGAUUCUGUGUGCCAGCUAUUUUCAUCACAGCAAACAUAAAGUUGAAUUGUUGCACUCUUCAGCUUUUGUAUGUCCCUGUAUAAAGGAGUUUUGGAUGCUACUGCAGCGCUUGUUGCCUAUGUGGUCGUACCAGCUGUCGACUUUGAUGCCUCCCGAGGAAGCAGAAUUCUGGCCACUCUUUGACCGAGCCAUGUACCGCUACAAGACGCAGCUCGAUUCUUCCAAAGACUUGGCCUGUCAUGAAUUCCAUGCGUGGUUGCGUCUCUCAUUGGUGCGUCUCAGUGCCCAGUGGAAGCAAGAAGAGUCCAUUCCUUCAUCAGAGGUCCUCCAAAUUGCAGCCUGCCUCAAAGAGUUCCUCAACUGUCAGCCAGAUGAGCAGCAACGACGUGUCUAUCUCUGCCUUUUAGCGCCACUGCAGCUGCAAUUCGGUCGGCCCAACUCAGACGUACUCUGCCAUAUCUGGGAGCAUAUGCAUCGCUCCAUCAACUGUAGCUUGACUAUAGUCGGCUCGCGGAUGCAAGAGCUGCCAAAAACAUGCGCAAGUGGGAGCGCAUACCUGGAGCGCUAUCGCAAGCUGCUCGGAAAGCAGCAGCUGGAUGAUCUGAAUUUAGGCAGCUUUACUCUCUUCGUCCUGCUGCUUGGCAAGUCGCUGCAGUUGCUUGGACAUAGUAACCAGGUGCAAAAAGUGUUGGGUCGUAUCUUCAGCAAAUUCAGCGCCGCAAAAAUGCUAGCGCUUAACGAGCAGGGCAUACACCAAGUGAUCGAGCUUUUUCUGAGCUUAUUGCUCUCAUACUGUGAUUUUGCGGAGUUGGCGCCUAAAUUGCGAGAGAUGAUGCUUUGUAUGUCAUUGGACAAGCUGCCGCCAAAUCGUCGCCUGGUCACAGCGAAAGGUCACAUGGCACUGCUAUUGUUGCACGUAGAGCGUCAAGUGCCGGUGGACGAAUACGUUAAGAAGCUUUUGGCUCAGCUCAAGAAAGUGCAAAAUGACUUGGAUGUAGCUAGUGUUUUUGUAGCUGCACUUCAGCCGAUCUACAAGCAGACUUGCGACUUUUCUCAUGGUGAGCAUCUUUUGAUCAGUUCUUGGCUGGUCCAUUACGUAGAACACAGUGAACAGGCUGCCCAGGAUCGCGUCUGGGAGACGCUACAUCUGAUCUUUGAGCGUAUACGUGAAUUACAAGUCCCAAACGCGGGAGUCCAAGAUAUGUGGCAGGCACUCCAGGACCAUAUACUGCCCUUGCUCCGUCUACAGUACGUUAGUAGCUACAGUACUUGGUUGCCUAAACUGUCCGCAGACUUUUGUCUCAAAGAUGGUAAAUUGCUACCAGGUUUUCUACAUGGUACACCAGCGAAUAUGGCGGCCAAUGCACAGCUACUGCUGCAUGUGCUGGAGGAUCAGCAUGCGGAUAAACAAUCUGGCGGCAUCAUACUGACAGAUGCUGUCAUCAUACAAGUAUGGGUGAAGUCGCUAGUGUUACUGACACCGCAUCACGAAGCUGUGAUUGCGCUAACGCCACAUGUCCAGCAGCUUUCAGAGUUUCAGGCACUGCACAUUGAACCGUCAGCAUUGGAGACAAGAGAACCACUCUGCGCCUUCUUUAGAGCGCUCGACCUGCACGUCCAGGACAAUGCACAUGUGCGCAUGCAAUUAAGCAACAAACUGCAUGCCUACGUACACAACUUUGAGUUGUGGCUGCCACCGGAGCGAAUCCACGCAGAGCGUCCUGAACUGGUUACACGCUUCUACAGUUUUAUAGCCAUUGUUAUUUACAACUGCGCUCCCUUGGCCUAUGUGCGUUCGAAACCGAGCUGCUUCUUUCAUUUGGCUUUGUCGCGUUUUCUCUUGCCUACGUCUCUGCAGACGGGGACACCACCUAAAGGCCGCCUGCCACAGAUGAUGCACAAAAUAUUCCCGGUACUGCUGCAAGGCAUAGGUCGGCUACCUUAUAAAACGGACGCGUAUCUUGGUUGGACAUUGCAAAAGCUUCUUCUUCAUUGGACGCCGUACUUCAGAAACUUGACAAACGCCAAGUUGGUUUCGCGCCCUUAUGCGAGCAUAUUGCAGACUGAUGUGGAGGGACAGCUGUCGCAAUUUGUGUUGGAAAAGCUGAUGGCGCAGUUCCUGGUUGUGCAGCAACGACAGGCGGGCCCAAAUACGGGGCUCGUCGUAACCAUAUUGCAGCAGCUGAUUAAUGGGCUGGAGGAUGUACCAAGCACGGAGCAACAGGCUAGUGGAGAGGCACAGUUGUUGACCCUACUGAAAGCUGCACACCAGCCGCUGCUUGAGCACGUGAUGUUUGUGGACGAAAAUGCCCACAGUCGCAUCUUAGUUCUAGAAUUGUAUCGCGCGCUUAUCAGCCAUAGAAUCUUCCAGCGGUCUUCCACAAUACGUGACGCUUUCGCCGCUGAUAUCUGCACACUAGCCAAAAAACAUAUGGCUCACUGUACCUACUUCUUUUUUCAAAUGCUCUUUAAAAUCAGUGAGCUGGUGCCAGCCCUAGUUGCGCCCCUGCUGCCAUUUGUUAAAAAUGAGGCGCAGAUCGUAGAGCAGAAACGCGGUCCGGGCGUUGAUGUAGGCAUACGUAAAUGCUUACAAAAACUGCAGCAAGUCCUUCAAACAGCUAUGCCAAAGAAUUAGGAAUUGGAGUACAUUCAGCCGACGUCGAAAAGUCGAAUGUCGUGAACACAUUUUUUAAAUGAAACAAGUAAAAAUGCUAAAGUCGGGUGUCCCGACU